CACUAUUCUAAAUAUAACAAUUAAUGCACAUAUAUGUAUAAGGAAAAAGGACAGACUAAUAAAAAAAAUGAAAUUCAUUGUAACACACCGUUCUAUGGAUAUUCCUUUGGAGAUAAAAUACCAGCAAGAUUGGUUCUUUAUUUUUUGUCCUGGUCUGGUUUUCUUGUAUCAUUUAUGAUGCGCAAUGAUAUGAAUUUUGCAUUGGUUGCUAUGGUUUCUAUGGGAAACUACACAAAAGAUCAUAAUUCUACCACAUUAAAUAUGGGUCAAGCCUCUGAAGAUCAAGCAUCUCUGAUUAAGUCCGUAAUUAUCAGCUCAUUUUAUUGGUGCUAUGUAUUAUCUCAAGUUGUUGGUGGAAUUGCCACGCAAUCAUUUGGAACAAAGUGCGUUUUUGGAUGGUCGCAGCUUGCAACUGCAUGCUGUAGCUUACUUAUACCGCUGGGAGCAGAAUUUCAUUAUGCAGUUGUAAUUAUUCUACGCUCAAUUCAGGGAUUUGCUUCGGGUUUAACAUGGCCUGCUAUGUAUGCAAUUGUCGGCUUUUGGAUACCCAUAACAGAGCGAUCGCGUUUUAUGUCAAGCUUCCAAGGAUUUAGUAUUGGAAUCGGAUUAACAUAUCCACUUUGCGGAUUUAUUAUAACAUCUUUAGGGUGGCAGCUCGUUUUUUACACAACCGGUUUAUUGGGUGUAGGAUGGUGUAUUUUAUGGUACUUAUUGGCGUUUAAUACGCCUCAAGAGCAUCCCCGUAUUACUCAGGCAGAACUAAAUUAUAUACAGCUAAAUGUCGGCGAAGAAGUGUUAAGAUCUGUUUCAAUUAAGGUACCAUGGGCACAUAUAUUUAAAUCACUACCAGUUUGGGCUAUAGCUAUUACAACAUUUGGAAGAAUAUUUGUACACUAUGUUUUUAUUGUAAGUGGUCCAACAUUUAUGAGUAAUAUUUUAAAGUUUAAAUUCGGAACAAAUGGAAUUUUGUCGGGAAUGCCCUUUCUUUGCUCAUAUAUAUCCUCAGUACUUUUUUGUUACAUAGCAGACAAGCUCUUGUUAUCCAAGGUGAUGCAUCUUACAAAUGUUAGAAAAAUAUUUACUGCACUUUCGCAAAUUGUUCCUGGAUCACUUAUUUUGUGUAUCGGUUACAUAGACAAUAUAACAGUUCUUCUUAUAAUCUGGUUUGUAGCUGUAACAUUCAUAACCGCAUCAUAUGCAGGAGCUAUGGCUAAUAUUAUUGAUAUUGCUCCUAACUAUGGACAUUCUGGAGCGGUUUUAGCAUUUUGUCAAACAAUUCACAUGUCAGCAUCUUUUCUUUCACCAAUGACCGCUGGAUUCCUAGUAACUCAAGAGGACUCCAUUGAUGAAUGGCGAAUAUUUUUUAUCGUGUCUGGAAUGAUUUCUGUUAUGACAUAUAUAUUUUAUCAAAUUUUUGGCACGGCAAAAAUCCAAUACUGGAAUGUGAUUCCUCCGAAAAAUGUUAAAACUGCAGAAGAAAAUAUGUUUAAUAAUGAAAAUAAGGACUUAAUUUCUAAAUCAAAACUAGAAUACUGAUACUUUUGGUCACUUUAAGCUUAAAUUACAAAAUACAUUACGCAUGUAUAUACAUUAUCAUGUAUCUUAAAAUUAAUUGUAUCUUAAAAUAUCUG
Molecule: messenger RNA, 1631 nt
Organism: Drosophila busckii
Lineage: Eukaryota; Metazoa; Arthropoda; Insecta; Diptera; Drosophilidae
Gene: MFS17
Product: vesicular glutamate transporter 1
Exons: 5
Coding region: 34-1536 (500 amino acids)
Biological process (GO): monoatomic anion transport; transmembrane transport
Cellular component (GO): plasma membrane
Molecular function (GO): transmembrane transporter activity
Source: RefSeq, a predicted model, not a curated record